UCCAUUUGAUUCCAUCGACAAAUAUUUAAAGAAAAGAACGAAUAUCGUGCCAGUUCGAUAGUUUCAGGUUUGAUUAGUAAGGUUUGAUCUGGGGGUGUGAUAAUGAUAUGCUACAUUAGCCGAUAAUCAACCUGGGAUCGAUGAAGUAUUGCAGGUGUAUGACUGUAUGCAACUAAGCUUAUGGUGAGCAUUCGGAACGAGGUAAUCACCGUAAUUACCGUCAUCCAUUUAUGUUUACAUCGUUCACUGCUUGCUUUCCGUACAAAAUCAAGGCCCUUGUGGUUAUUGCACAAUUGGUCAGAUUACUACAGAGAGUGACACUGAGCAGCUGAGAGAAAACUUAGUUAAAGCAUCUAGAGCACCAUCAUGAGUAACGAUACUCCGCCAUCAGCAGGCGUUGCUAGUAGCGCCACUGCCACUGCCCCUGCAAAAUCAAGCAGAAUCACAGUUCGUAUUCUGAAUACACCAACACCAAGGAAAUUAUCUAUGGCCGCCUCCGUCGCCAUUAAAGAAAAUGAUAGGAUUCUCUACACAAUGUAUUGGCCACAUGGGUCAUUUACCAAGGAGCUGAAAAGGGACAGUACGGUGAUGAUUAUAAAUGCGAAGAGAGAAGAUACUCAAGAGUCCAUUAACCUGGAGGUCAACAAAACAAAGGUGUUCCCAACACAAGCAUUCAACGUCAAUCCUACGUUGUUGGACCACUUCAACCACGCGGAGGUGAUGACCAUCCCGGAUAUUCUAAAGACACCAGAGAAGAGGAAAGUUCGACUUAGUAUUGAUGGAACAGUUACACAGGUUUCCCCAGUACAGUCCAACAAGAAUUGGAGAAGAAGGGAUAUAACCAUUAGUCAGGACUCACAGAGUGUUCGUUGUAAAUUGUGGAACGAAAAGGUGGACAUCAUUCAAGAGCAGCAUCUGAAUAAACGACUGAAAAUCGAAAACCUAGAAACUGAACAUUACAACCAAAGUGUCUCCUGUCGCAACACCCCAGAAACUGUUAUGGAAACACCUGACGAAGAAUGCCAAAAGACCUUCACAAUAAUUGCUGUCAACACGUCCACCAAAGAAAUGCUGGUAACCAUGGAUGGAGAAGAUCAAUCUUUGACGUACACCGAUGCAGUGAUCACAGAUGACGAAGACCUUCCCACUCCCAUGAAAGUAACUGGAACAAUCAAAGGACAGGAACUUGUUUACCUUGAUGUUUAAUCUAACUGUCUUGAAAAGCACAUAUCGUUAUCAUCAACAUGAUCAAAGACUACUGAUUCCAUGAUCAAGUUGGCAUCAUCAAGAAAUUAAAGAGAAUGCCAUAGAUGGAUUUGGCCUAGGAGUUAUUUGAUACAAGUAAUUGGUUUUGUCGGGUUACAAGUAGCUCAUUCCGUCUUUACAUUGUAGGACCUCAAUGUUAAAGUUCAUUUAUUAAACUGGUGCGAUACCAAUAUUGCAGAUGGCAAUGACAUCAAAAAAGUUGAUUUUGGGACCUUUUGAAAAUCAUCAAAAUUCAGUAUGAGAUAAAAUGGCUAAUUUCCAAGUUGUAGUAUAGAUAUUAUGAUCCACAAAUAAAUGUCCCAUCAAAUGCAGUAAACCGCAUCAAUUUAUCACCAUCUGUUUUCGAAAAAAACCAGUUUUUCUGUGUCGAUCCAUUUACUUUUUUAAAGGAUUGUACAUUUACAUCUAUCAAUAAGAUCGAAAGUUAUUUGUAACAAAUAACCCCUAGGCCAAGUGCACACUUUGAUCUCUUAAAACUGUUGUUUGCAGAGAAGAAAAGACUCCUGUAAUUCAUUGUGCGGAUUUACAGUGUGUGUCAGCCCCACUACAUCAUGUGAUUGAGGUACAAUGUUGCGCGUCUCAACAAUGUACACUUAUUUUGAUUUCAUUGUGAUUGCCAAUCAUUGUACUUGAUUUUAAACCACUUGCUGGUCAAG
Messenger RNA from Lineus longissimus, 1922 nucleotides. RefSeq lists its product as uncharacterized. The coding region runs from base 367 to 1206 and encodes 279 amino acids. The transcript has 7 exons. The record is from RefSeq and is a predicted model, not a curated record. Lineage: Eukaryota; Metazoa; Nemertea; Pilidiophora; Heteronemertea; Lineidae.